Messenger RNA from Torulaspora globosa, 789 nucleotides. RefSeq names its product mitochondrial HMG-box protein CIM1 (gene CIM1). The transcript has a single exon. The record is from RefSeq and is a predicted model, not a curated record. NCBI's taxonomy places the organism in Eukaryota, Fungi, Ascomycota, Saccharomycetes, Saccharomycetales, Saccharomycetaceae. Bases 1 to 789 code for a protein of 262 amino acids.
AUGCGUGCAUCCUAUGUCCUCGGAGCACAACUUUCCAAAAUCUUUUAUGGAUCAAAGGGAUCUUUCAAGAGGCAACUGAACAAUUUGCCCACUACUGCAUUCCAGUAUUAUUACUGGUCCAAACUGAAGGAACUGUGCAAGUAUUCCGAAGGUUUUGUGGAUAGCGAUCUUCUUAGCUGCGGGCAGCAAAGCAAUACCUUCAGAAGAUACAUUAGGAAAGAAUGGGAUCUCUUGUCUGCAAGUAAGAAAAGGCUCUACUAUGCUUUCUUCUUUCACUUCACGAAGAUUGACUACAAGGCCCUGAAGAAAUACGAACUUGCUAGAAUUUUGGAGAUUCCGACUCCAGCAAUAAGCGAAUACAUGUUGUUUAGGAAUAAGUUUAAACACAAGUAUGAUACCAUCUGCUUCCAGGAGAGAAAAGAGAGAUUGAAGAAGAGGAGUAUCAUGGCAGGGCAUGCAAUCUCCAUUUCAAUUCGAAAUAGUCAUGAAAAGGAAAGCCGUCUGAAUCUGACCAAAAGAUUCCAGAAGAUGUGCAGGGAGUGUCGCCUUGUUUGGAACAAGAAGAUAAGUAACGAGCAGAAAGAUGAAAUCAGAACAAAAUGGGAACUCGAGAAGCAGCAGUUUGACCUGCAACUAGCGAGAGAGUUAGAAGCGCUCUCGUUCAAUUUGAACAGACUGUUGAAGAUGAAUGUUGAUGCUCGAGCCAAAACACUUCAAAUUAACCGACAUAAGACUUCAACAAUGGCUACAAAUGUGAUAAUACCCUACGGAUUCCACAAGAAAAAAUGA